Colletotrichum acutatum is the source of this 1458-nucleotide messenger RNA. Its product is annotated as major facilitator superfamily domain-containing protein. Gene Ontology annotation, biological process: transmembrane transport. Gene Ontology annotation, cellular component: membrane. The coding region runs from base 1 to 1458 and encodes 485 amino acids. The transcript has 7 exons. NCBI's taxonomy places the organism in Eukaryota, Fungi, Ascomycota, Sordariomycetes, Glomerellales, Glomerellaceae. Gene Ontology annotation, molecular function: transmembrane transporter activity. The record is from RefSeq and is a predicted model, not a curated record.
AUGGCAGCUACACACGAUGCCGACUCCAAGAAAGGCGGUCCUCUCGAGAUUGAACAUGAUGAAAAGUCGGUCAAGGGCGAGGCCGUUGUUUGUGGCGAUUACUCCGGCGCCCAUGAGAAGACUGACCCGGCUGAAAUUGCCCUCGUUCGGAAGCUAGAUCGCAGGAUCAUGCCGAUUCUUUGGGCAAUGUAUUUCAUGAAUUACCUCGAUCGUAAUGCUCUUCCGCAAGCUCGACUGAACACGCUGGAGGAGGACUUGGGACUGAAAGGAGUCGAAUACAACACUGCCAUCUCUAUUCUUUUCGUUGGGUACCUUCUGAUGCAAGUACCCUCGAAUAUGUUCCUUACUCGCACGAGCCCAUCAAUCUAUAUGUCAACUUGUAUGAUUGGCUGGGCUGCCAUCUCUGCUGCCACAGCGGGAGUCAAGAACCACAGUGGAUUGGUGGCAUGCCGGUUCUUCCUUGGAUUUGUGGAAGCACCCUUCUAUCCAGGUGCCCUGUAUCUGCUAUCAAUUUUCUACACCAGGAAAGAGCUCGCAACGAGAAUCUCCAUACUUUAUACUGGUCAAAUAGUCAGUACUGGCUGCUCAGGUCUGAUUGCUGCUGCGACUUUCACUACCCUAGAUCAGGUCAAGGGGAUUGCCGGCUGGAAAUGGGUUAGGCUCUUCAUCAUUGAAGGCUCGGUCACCGCAUUUAUUGCCGUCUUCGGGUUCUUCCUUCUUCCUGACGAUCCUUCUGUUACCCGAUGGCUUACUGAGGAUGAGAGACAACUUGCUGUUGAACGCAUUCGUCGGGAUACAGUCGGCAGACAAGAGCGUGGCUCUACCAUGGAUGGUCUCAAGCAGGCUCUGAAAGACCCCAAAACUUGGUUGUUCUGCGCCUGUCAGAAUUUCCAUAUUUCUGCGGUCAGCUUCAACGCGUACUUUCCGACCCUUGUUCGUACCAUGGGCUUCAAGUCGACUACGGCUCUUCUCCUAACCGCUCCCCCCUACUUCGUUUCCGGCUUUCUUGGCAUUCCAUUUGCCUGGUCAAGCGGGCGAUUCAACGAAAGAACCUGGCACAUCACAGCUGGACUAUCUCUUGCUGUGGUCGGAUUCGCCAUGACGAUUGGGACCACCAAUAAUGCCGUCAGAUAUGCAGCAACUUUCUUGUACGCGACUGGUGCUUACUCCGUAGGAUCUCCUAUCUUAGGAUGGGUAAGCGAUACCUUGUCACAGUCGCCAGAGAAGAAAGCCGUUGCAUACUCCUUGGUCAACGUCACGGCCAACUUGGCUUAUAUCUACUGUGCCUACCUUUGGCCCACCUCGGAUGGACCCAGAUACAUGAUCGGCUUCUCAUGCAUGAUUGGUUUUGCCGUUGCAAGUAUCAUAUGUGCGUGGGCGAUGAGGUUCUGGUUGAUGAGCAUCAACAAGAAGCUCAGGGAGAGUGAGGAUGAGAACGUGAAGCUCUAUGCUUACUAA